UCUUUCAUGGCUUCCACAAUAUAAUUGGAAAUAUAAAUUUUUAAACAAUUCGAGCACUACGGGCUAAAUUAAAGUUUUUGGUCUCAGCUUCUUCUAUUUAUUAAGAGGGCGCAAGGUUCCAUUACUGCGACUCCUGAAGCUUUCUCUUCGUCAGAAAUGGCACAUACAGAGAAGGGUGAGGGACAUAAGGAGAACAAUACUGAUUACACUAUGGAUGGAACAAUAGAUAUAAAAGGCAGACCUUGUCUUAGAUCAAAAGGAGGAAGAUGGUCUGCUUGUUCCUUUAUUGUUGUUUUCGAAGUAUUUGAGAGGCUGGCAUAUUUUGGUGUGGCACCAAAUCUGGUUCUCUACCUCACAAACAAGCUUCAUCAAGGCACUGUAGAAUCUUCAAAUAAUGUCACAAACUGGUUAGGAACUAUAAUGCUGACACCAAUCUUAGGUGCCUAUAUUGCCGAUUCUCAUCUCGGUCGAUACUGGACUUUCAUAUUAUCUUCUGCAAUCUACUUAUUGGGAAUGAUCCUUCUGUCUCUUACUGUCUCACUCCCUUCAUUGAGACCUUCGGCUUGUAAUUCAUCAAACGUUGAAGACUGCAAGACACAAACAAAGCAAAUCCAAGUUAACAUCUUCUUUUUAGCACUGUACAUAAUAGCAUUGGGUGCUGGUGGAACAAAGCCCAAUAUAUCAACUUUGGGAGCCGAUCAAUUUGAUAUUUAUGACCCAAAGGAAAAGGCCCUAAAGCUCUCAUUUUUCAACUGGUGGACAUUUGCCAUCUUCAUCGGCAACCUCCUCUCGAGCACAUUCCUUGUCUACAUCCAAGAUAAUGUUAGCUUUUCAGUUGGCUAUAUCAUUCCCACAGUCGCAUUAGCCUUUUCAAUACUGGUUUUCUUUAUUGGCACUCCAUUUUAUCGGCUUAAGUUGCCGUCCGGUAGUCCCAUCACAAGGAUAGCUCAGGUCUUGGUGGCUUCUGUCAGGAAAUGGAAGGUCCCUUGCCCUGUUGAUUCAACAGAGCUAUAUGAGCUUGAUUCGGAGUACUACGCAAAGAAGGCUCAUUACAAGAUCAAUCACUCAGCCUCAUUAAGGUUUUUUGAUAAGGCAGCUGUGAUGAUUGGCUCAGAUAGUCCAUGGAUGUUAUGCCCCGUAACUCAGGUAGAAGAAACCAAGCAAAUCAUUAAACUACUACCAGUCUUCAUCACGUCAAUCAUUCCAAGUGUGAUGAUGGCCCAAGUCCUGACCCUCUUCAUCAAGCAAGGAGUCAACUUGAAUCGCAACGUAGGACGAAACUUCAAAAUUCCGUCGGCGAGCCUCUCUUCCUUCUUCACCAUUGGCACACUCACAAGUGUUGCUAUUUAUGACAGAUGCUUUGUUCCAUUUAUGAGAAAGCGCACCAAAAAUUCAAGAGGCGUCACAAUGUUACAGAGGAUUGGCAUAGGUGAAGGACUUCACAUCUUCAUCAUGAUCAUGGCGGCCCUAAUUGAGCGAUGGAGAUUGAGCGUUGUGAAAAGUCAUCAUCUUGUUUAUCAAAAGGAUAUAGUUCCUUUAACAGUUUUCAUUCUGUCUCCACAAUUUGUUUUGAUGGGAGUUGCAGAGAUGUUAGUGGAAGUCGGAAAGAUGGAAUUUUUCUAUGAUCAAGCACCUGAAGGAAUGAAAAGCUUGGGUGCUUCGUUCUUUACUACGAGUAUUGGAAUCGGAAAUUUUGUCAGUAGUUUUCUUCUAUCAACUGUGGCAAGGGUGACCAGAGAAGGAGGGAAGAAAGGAUGGAUUGAGAAUAAUUUGAAUGCUUCUCAUUUGGAUUACUAUUAUGGAUUUUUUGCUGUUCUUAAUGUGAUUAAUUUCAUAUUAUUUUUAGUGGUUUCUAAGUUCUACGUUUAUAAUAAAGAAGGUGUUGAGAUUGACAAAGAUAUGAAGGAAAUUGCUACAGUGGCUGUAUCAAAAUAGGAUGAGAACUCUUCAUGUUUUUAGAAAAAGUUGGAAUAAACUACCAAUGCUUCCUGAUUUUUA
This is a messenger RNA of Dendrobium catenatum, 1998 nucleotides long. RefSeq names its product protein NRT1/ PTR FAMILY 5.2. The record is from RefSeq and is a predicted model, not a curated record. NCBI's taxonomy places the organism in Eukaryota, Viridiplantae, Streptophyta, Magnoliopsida, Asparagales, Orchidaceae. Bases 157 to 1935 code for a protein of 592 amino acids. Gene Ontology annotation, molecular function: tripeptide transmembrane transporter activity; dipeptide transmembrane transporter activity. Gene Ontology annotation, cellular component: membrane. Gene Ontology annotation, biological process: transmembrane transport; dipeptide transport. The transcript is spliced from 4 exons.